This is a messenger RNA of Medicago truncatula (barrel medic), 357 nucleotides long. RefSeq lists its product as uncharacterized. Bases 1 to 357 code for a protein of 118 amino acids. NCBI's taxonomy places the organism in Eukaryota, Viridiplantae, Streptophyta, Magnoliopsida, Fabales, Fabaceae. The record is from RefSeq and is a predicted model, not a curated record. The transcript has a single exon.
AUGGCAAUUUCUUUACUCAAAGAGUUUGAAAUUCCAGAAGGGCUUCUCCCUGUUGCUGAUAUUAUUGAAUACGGGUAUGUGAAAGCAACCGGUUACUUCUGGGUUUUGCAGAAGAAGAAAGUGGAACAUAAAUUCAAUAUGAUAAACAAGGUUGUGAGCUAUGAUAUUGAGAUAACAGGUUACAUUUCAAAGAAGAAUAUUAAGAUGCUUAAAGGUGUUAAUGUUAAAGAACUCAUGUUACGGCCUCCUAUCAAUGAGAUUAUUGUUGAUGAAGAACCAACUGGAAAAAUUCAUUUCAAGAGUUAUGGUGGUAUCACCAAGACUUUCCCUGUUGAAGCUUUUGCUGUUUGCCAGUAA